This is a messenger RNA of Aptenodytes forsteri (emperor penguin), 1826 nucleotides long. RefSeq names its product cleavage stimulation factor subunit 2 (gene CSTF2). The coding region runs from base 1 to 1635 and encodes 544 amino acids. The transcript has 12 exons. The record is from RefSeq and is a predicted model, not a curated record. Gene Ontology annotation, cellular component: mRNA cleavage and polyadenylation specificity factor complex. Gene Ontology annotation, biological process: mRNA 3'-end processing. Gene Ontology annotation, molecular function: mRNA binding. Lineage: Eukaryota; Metazoa; Chordata; Aves; Sphenisciformes; Spheniscidae.
AUGCCGGCGCUGCCCUCAGCGGUGGUGGUUCUCUCCUCUUCGCUGUGCAGGCUGGUGUAUGACAGGGAGACGGGAAAACCGAAGGGCUAUGGCUUCUGUGAGUACCAAGACCAGGAGACGGCCCUCAGUGCGAUGCGGAACCUGAAUGGGCGAGAGUUCAGCGGGAGGGCCCUGCGCGUUGACAACGCGGCCAGCGAGAAGAACAAGGAGGAGCUGAAGAGCUUGGGCACAGGCGCACCCAUCAUAGAGUCACCCUACGGGGACCCUGUCAAUCCUGAAGAUGCCCCCGAGUCCAUCAGCCGGGCAGUAGCCAGCCUGCCGCCCGAGCAGAUGUUUGAGCUGAUGAAGCAGAUGAAGUUGUGUGUCCAGAACAGCCCCCAGGAGGCCAGGAACAUGCUGCUCCAGAACCCCCAGCUGGCUUACGCCCUGCUGCAGGCCCAGGUGGUCAUGAGGAUCGUCGACCCGGAGAUCGCACUGAAAAUCCUGCAUCGCCAGACCAGUGUUCCUCCUCUGAUCCCAGGCAACCAGCAGCCAGUGCCGGGGCCUGGACCGGGACCGGGGCCUGGGCCAGGGCCAAACGCCCAGCUGAACCCGCAAAAUACCCCCUCGUCCCAGCCACAGCCCAUAGGUGGGAUGCACGUAAACGGCGCUCCUCCUCUGAUGCAGCCGCCCAUGCAGGGAGGAGUGCCAGCCCCAGGACAGAUGGCAGCCCCUGUGCAGGGCCCGGGCCCUGGCCCCAUGGCUCCAGGAGGUGGGAUGCAGCCACAGGUUGGGAUGCCAGGCGGAGGGCCUGUCCCCUUGGAGCGUGGACAAGUGCCCAUGCCAGACCCGAGGGCCCCUAUGCAGCGUGGACCUCUACCUGCUAGUGGCCCGCCGCCCCGAGGCCUUUUGGGAGAUGCCCCGAAUGACCCUCGCGGAGGGACCCUGCUCUCAGUCACUGGAGAAGUGGAGCCCAGAGGUUACCUUGGGCCGCCCCACCAGGGAGCCCCUAUGCACCAUAUGCCUGGUCAUGACAGCCGUGGCCCCCCCCAUGAGAUGAGGGGGGGACCCAUGGGAGAACCCCGACCACUGAUGGGAGAGCCGCGGGGGCCCUUGAUGGAUGCUCGAGUCGGAAGAGAUCCCCGAGGGCUGGAGCCACGAGGAUUGGAGCCGCGAGGGCUGGAGCCCCGGGUGAUGGAGGCACGAGCCCUGGAGGCACGAGGCCUGGAGCCGCGGGUCCUGGAGCCACGAGUGCUGGAGGCCAGGGCCAUGGAGGCCAGGGUCAUGGAGCCCCGGGGCCUGGAGCCUCGAGGGCCUGGUCCCAACCCACGUGGCCCCAUGCCUGGUGGGAUACAGGGUCCUGGGCCACUUAACAUGGGAGCCAGUGGCCCGCAGGGGCCCCGUCAGGUUCCUAACAUGGCAGGGGCAGGCAUGCAGGGAGGAGGCAUUCCUGGGGCAGGGGUCCAAGGAGCUGGUCAGCCCGGAGGCUUUAGCCCUGGACAGAGCCAGGUCACCCCCCAGGAUCAUGAGAAGGCAGCCCUGAUCAUGCAGGUUCUGCAGCUGACAGCGGACCAGAUCGCCAUGCUGCCCCCGGAGCAACGGCAGAGCAUCCUCAUUCUGAAGGAGCAAAUCCAGAAGUCCACGGGGGCACCCUGACAGGCCUGGCAGGCGCGUGGUGGAGAUGCUGUCUGCCUGGACAGAGGCAACGCUCCAUGGCAGCUGCUUCCCACUGCUGUCUGAGCUGAUGCUGUGUUUUGGGAGAGGUUUCUCCUUCCUGCUAACGUUUUCAUCCUUUUUUCUGUGUGUAUAUUUUAUGAUGUUUGAAAUAAAGUGGGAGGAGGGUUUGA